Molecule: messenger RNA, 1443 nt
Organism: Colletotrichum navitas
Lineage: Eukaryota; Fungi; Ascomycota; Sordariomycetes; Glomerellales; Glomerellaceae
Product: ubiquitin-2 like Rad60 SUMO-like-domain-containing protein
Exons: 2
Coding region: 1-1443 (480 amino acids)
Molecular function (GO): protein binding
Source: RefSeq, a predicted model, not a curated record
AUGGCCGACGCGGCAAAGCCCAAGAGGCGCCUCCCUUUCAAACCCACCGCCCUGCGCCAAAAGUCGGAUCAAAAGCCAGCGCCCAAGGACAAGAACGAAGACGACGACGAUGGCCUUAGCCUUUUCAAGCGCUCCGCCGAGUUUUUCCCUAUUACGGUGGCGGAACAGGAACGGCGCAUGAAAAGGAAACAAGCGGAGAGAGAGAAGAGCUCGCAAGCACGAUCACUAAAUUGCGAGACGAAGCUUACGUCUAGGGCCAGCGAAGAGCCCGACUGGAGGGACGAGGAGGCUAGAGAGCCCGGCACGCCUCCCUCGAAACGCUCGCGAACGAGCGACGAGUCGCCCGAGUCGAGAAGCAAAACCUCACCGACCAAACGUCGAGACGGUACUGAGACACCCUCCAAGCGCAUAACCCGCGCCGCCGCUUCGCGGACGCCGCGUAAACAGGAGGUGGUACCGACAAAACCCGUCAUCUCGAUCGAUGACAGCGAUGAUGAAGACGAGGAGGAGGACGAUGCUCGGCCUUUAGACGACGAUGACAUCUAUGACGCCUCACCCAUACGCAAGCCCAGGUCCCGGCGGCAAACAUCGGAGCCUGAAGUCUCGCCCCUGGUCAUCGAAGAUGAUGACCCGUUUGCCGAAGGAAGACGAGGCGAAGACGCUCCCGCGGCGCAGGAGGAGCAAGAAGAAGAAGAUGACGAGUUCAAGGAAUACGUCCAGCGCGCUAUGGAGCGUAAGAAAGCACUUGAGCAGGAGGCCAAUCAGACGGUGAAUGUCUUCGUCACCUCUGACAUCCCAGGGACCAAGGAGAAGCAGUUUCGCUUCACUCUCGUGAAGCCCCUCAAGGUCCUCCGCAACGCCUGGAUCGAUGUUCAGGAUGGCCGCGCCGCUCUGCCGCGCUCCGAGCUUGAGAGUGUCUUUCUCACGUGGCGCGGGCAUGAGCUCUACGACUGGACGACGCUGCAUAGUCUCGACCUCGCCGGGACGUUCCGCAAGAGUGGCGGGGGCGGGGACGGGGGCGGAGUUGCAUACGAGGGGUUCCGAGAUGACUGGACCAACGUACACAUGCAGAUGUGGACGCGUGAGCUGUGGGAGGAACAUGAGCGACAGGAGGCCCGGAGGCGGCGGCACGACCUUGGUGAGUACUCGGAUGACGAAGGGGGUGGGAACGGCGGGAACGAAGAGGGUACACCCGCUGUCGAACAAGAGGCCGAGAAGAAGAUUAAGGUACUGCUCAAGACCAAGACGGACGAGCCGCUCAAGACGUCAGUUCGGCCGUCGACGACCAUUGGCACCAUCAUGGAACUAUUCCGCAAGAUGCGCGGGCUGGCCGCUGACGCGCCCAUCUCGCUCAGAUUUGACGGUGACGAGCUCCAGGAGGACAUGACAGUCGAGGACGCCGACAUUGGCGACAUGGAGACGAUCGAGGUCUACAUAAGAUGA